This is a messenger RNA of Pimephales promelas (fathead minnow), 4923 nucleotides long. RefSeq names its product MIB E3 ubiquitin protein ligase 2 (gene mib2). Gene Ontology annotation, molecular function: protein binding; zinc ion binding; ubiquitin-protein transferase activity. NCBI's taxonomy places the organism in Eukaryota, Metazoa, Chordata, Actinopteri, Cypriniformes, Leuciscidae. The record is from RefSeq and is a predicted model, not a curated record. Gene Ontology annotation, biological process: protein ubiquitination. Gene Ontology annotation, cellular component: cytoplasm.
CAUACGGCACGGGAAGCAGGGGCGUGGGCGUGUCCACGAUUAACCCGCACUGCCAGCUUGACUAGCGCGAUGUGGUUUUCAUUUCGAUGAUUUGUAGAUGUUUUUUGUUUUUGUUUUCCUGUGGAAUUGUUUGCGGACACACAACCACGCGAGGGGACGCGGAAGCAUCGGCCUGAUGGAUGUUGUCCAGUGGCGUUACUGACGCGCGCGGCCAUCGCAUCGCAGUAAUAACCGCUCGUAAGCCUGUAUUAGCGCAUUAAUCGCUGGGCCGGUGGAGCAUUAAUGUUGUCGACAGUCAGCCCUGACCUGUCUCCAGAGACUGCCCUGCUCGGCUCCCUCGCGCUCCCGGUUCCCCGCCCCCCGGCGGCGAGUGCUAGCGUCCCGCGAGCGCAGCGGAAGCCCAGCGAGACCGGACCGGCGCGCGGCAGCAUGGAGGUGGGCAUGCGUGUGGUGCGCGGCCUGGACUGGAAGUGGAGCUCGCAGGACGAGGGAGAAGGGCACAUCGGCACGGUGGUGGAGAUCGGCCGGCAGGGCAGCACGACCACGCCGGACAAGACCGUAGUAGUGCAGUGGGACAGCGGGACCCGAACCAACUACCGCACCGGCUACCAGGGCGCCUACGACCUGCUCCUGUACGACAACGCACAGAUCGGUGUCCGGCACUCCAAUAUUAUUUGUGACAGUUGUAAGAAGCACGGCAUUAUGGGAAUGCGCUGGAAGUGUAAGGUGUGUUUCGAUUACGACCUGUGCACUCAGUGUUACAUGAACAACAAACACGACCUGACGCACGCCUUCGAGCGCUACGAGACGGCGCAUUCACAACCAGUGAGCCUGACGCCGCGGCAGAACCUGUCCAGGAUCAUCCUGAAGGGCAUCUUCCAGGGCGUGAAGGUGGUGCGCGGCCCCGACUGGGACUGGGGGAACCAAGACGGAGGCGAGGGAAAGGUUGGGAAGGUCGUGGAUAUCCGCGGCUGGGAUCAGGAGUCGGGUCGCAGUGUGGCGAGUGUCACAUGGUCUAACGGGACCACGAACGUCUACCGGAUGGGUCACAAGGGCAAGGUGGAUCUGAAGUACGUGUCGGACGUUCAGGGAGGAUUCUACUAUAAGGAACACCUGCCCAAAUUAGGCGAGCACGCGGAGCUGCAGAGGCAGGACAGCGCGGACACACACUCGUUCCAGCAAGGGGAUAAGGUGAAGUGUCUCCUGGAGCUGGACAUCCUCCGGCAGAUGCAGGAGGGACACGGAGGCUGGAACCCCAAGAUGGGAGAGUACAUCUCCAGAAUUGGGUCUGUGCACAGAAUAACGGACCGAGGAGACGUGCGAGUCCAGUAUAGUAACAACAUCCGCUGGACGUUCCACCCCGGAGCUCUGACCAAGGUCAACACGUUUGCCGUGGGCGAGCUGGUGAAGGUUCUGGAUGACAUUGACAGUGUGAAGAGACUUCAGGUUGGCCAUGGCGAGUGGACAGACAGCAUGGCUCCUGCGUUGGGUCAGGUUGGAAAGGUUUUGAAAGUGUAUGCCGACGGGGAUCUGCGUGUGGCGUUUGGAGGUCAGACGUGGACCUUUAACCCCGCGUGUCUCUCUGCACAGCCUGGUGAGGUCGACGCCAAUCUGAUGACGGCUGAGAACGCCAGCGAAUCAGGAAGUACGGUUAUUUCGGUGCUGGAGAAGCUGCUGUCUCAGUCGACGGAGCAGGAUCACCCGGGACGGCUGGUUAUCGAGGCAGCGCACGGGAGCGCCGUUAAAGUGCGCGAAAUGGUGCAAAAAUACCCUGACAAGGUGGAUAUAAAGAACCAGGGUAAGACGGCUCUGCAGGUGGCUGCCCAUCAGGGGCACGUGGAGGUGGUGAAGGUCCUGCUUCAGGCCAACAGCAGCAUCGAGGCCAAAGAUGAGGACGGAGACGCCGCGCUACACUACACAGCCUUCGGGAAUCAGGCUGAGAUCGCUCGUCUCCUGCUCAGUAAAGGAGCCUCGGUGAACCUGCUGAACAACUCCAUGUGUACGGCGCUGCACAUCGCGGUCAAUAAAGGCUUCACGGAUGUGGUGAGGGUGCUGACGGAGCACUCGGCCGACGUCAACCUGCAGGAUUCAUAUGGAGAUACACCCUUACACGACGCCAUCGCUAAAGACUUCAGAAGCAUCAUUGAGAUUCUGACGGUGGUGCCGAACAUCGACUUCACCCAGCAGAACAACCGCGGGUUCAACCUCCUGCAUCACGCGGCCCUGAAGGGCAACAAGCUCGCGACGGAGAUGAUCUUGGCUCGAGCGCGACAGCUGGCUGACGUGAAGAAGGAUGAUGGGUUCUCCGCUCUUCAUCUCUCCGCUCUGAACAACCACCGGGACGUGGCCGAGAUCCUCCUCAAAGAGGGUCGCUGUGACAUCAACAUCCGCAACAACCGCAACCAGACGGCGCUGCAGUUGAGCGUGAAUCAGGGUCACAUGGCCCUGGUGGCGCUGCUGGUGACGGAGGGCGCAGACGUGAACGCGGAGGACGAGGACGGGGACACGGCGAUGCACACGGCUCUGAGCCGCCAGCAGCUGAGCGCAGUCAUGGGCAGCGCCGAGGGGGAGGGGGCCGCGCUCUACAGCAGGUUGAGUAGCUCAGGGCUGAUGGGAAACACGGAGCUGAACGUCGGCUCUGCCAUCGCUUGCUUCUUGGCGCAGGAGGGAGCCGAUAUCAACUACGCCAAUCAUAAAGGAAAAAGCCCACUGGACCUGGUGACGGACAGCAGCGUACAAACCCUCAUCAGGAGCUUUGCAGAGAAACACAGACUGCAGGCCGUCACGUGUGGCACGGGCACCAGCAGUGCCAGUCUCCGGCGGGUUCACACUACGCCCAACACCAUGACCAACCUGGCGGUGCCGAGUGUGGCGGGUCCCAGCGAGUGCCUGAUCUGCUCCGAGCUCGCGCUGCUAGUGCUGUUCUCCCCCUGCCAACACAGCGUCGCGUGUGAGGAAUGCGCUCACAGAAUGAAGAAGUGCAUCCGCUGUCAGGUGACGAUAACGAAGAAAAUCCGGCAGGACCAGACGGAGGUGGAGUGCAGCCCGAGCUCGGAGAACUCAGAGCAACACAACCUGCUGGAGCAGCUCCAGUCCCGGUACCGGCAGAUGGAGGAGCGCAUCACCUGCCCCAUCUGCAUCGACAACCACAUCAAGCUGGUGUUCCAGUGCGGGCACGCCUCCUGCAUCGAAUGCAGCGCCGCGCUCAAGACCUGCCCCAUCUGCCGGCAGACCAUCCGCGAGCGCAUCCAGCUCUUCGUCUGACCCGGGCUUCGUCUGACCCGAGGAGUCGAUUCAGAAUCAGCCAUGGAUGCGUGAAAAUCCAUUCUGGAGGAUUUGGACCUUGUGUUUCCGAGUAGCAUGAGGACGUCUGCUGCUCCGACUGGCUAAACAUCUCUAACUACAGUAUUAUGGAGCGAAGAGUGAAGCGAGAUAUAAAGUCAGAUUUGCGUGAAAUAAAGUCACAAUUCGGACUUUUAUUCUCACAAUUGCGUGAUGUAAAGUCAGAAUUGUAAAUAUACGGUCCCAAUUGCGUUACGUACAUCACGUAAUUGUGAGAAAAAAAGUCAGAAUUGUGAGAUAAAAAGUCGCAGUUACCUUUUCUAUCCUGUGGCGGAAACAGGCUUCCAUACAAUUCUGACUUUUCUCGCAACUGCAAAUUUAUAUCUCGCAAUUGUUACUUGUUUCUCCGAAAUAUGAGAAACAAUCUCGCAAUUCUGACAUUUCUCGCAAUUGUGAAUUAUUAUAAUUAUAUUAACGCCCAAUUGCGAGAAAAGUCAGAACAGCAAAUUUGCAAACUUUAUAAAUCGCAAUUUGCGUGUUUGUAUCGCACACCUCUAAGAAAAAAGUAAUAAUUGCGAGAUAUAAAUUUGUAGUUGCGAGAAAAGCCAUGAUUUAUGAUGCAAUUUAAAUCAUCCGUGAAAUUCCCUGCUGGAGAUUGGGACCUCGUGUUUCCGAGUAGCAUGAGGACGUCUUAUGGAGUAUACAGUACAGUAUAGUAUACAGUAUUAUGGAGUGAGGAGAAGUUCACUGGCUCAUGCCAGAUACAUACCCAGCAUGCAACGUUCUGUGAGCUGACACGCAAUACCUGGGCCAUAUUUUACUCUAAAAUCCGAAAAAAGUAUAUUAAAGAUAUUACGCCUUAUUUUAAUUUUUGUGACGUUUUCAUCAUCGAUUCUCAUUACGUUGGUGAAGUGUCCAUGGAUACAUGCUAUCAUCUAAUGAAACAUUGGUAACACUUUACAAUAAGGUUCAUUAGUUAACAUUAGUUAGUGUAUUAAGCAACAUGAACUAACAAUGAGCAAUACAUUUGAAACUGUAUUAGUUAAUCUUUGUUAAUGUUAGUUAAUACAAAUCCAGCUGUUCAUUGUUUGUUCAUGUUAGUUCACAGUGCAUUAACUAAUGUUGACUAAUACAACCUUUGAUUUUAGUAAUGUAUUAGUAAAUGUUUAAAUUAAUAUUAACUAAGAUUAAUAAGUGCUUUAGAGGUAUUGUUAAUUCUUAGUUCGUAUUAACUACGGUAGUUAACUAAUGUUUGUAAAGUGUUACCGAAUCAUUAUUGUAGUACAUUUACAGUGAAUGUAAUUCACCUUGAAACAUGUCAGAUGUGGUUUUGGGGUGAAAUAUGGCCAGAUCUGAUCCAGCACUCAUCAGUCCCUGAGAACGCCGGUGUUUGUGCCGUCGUGUCGGAGAGCGAUGUUGCCUGUACCGUACCCGAUCUAGCAAAGAUAUACAUACUGCAUGCUGACAAGCAUAUUAUCGACAUCAUAUAUUGUGUCACAGAGAACAUUUGUAGUGUUAAAAGUACAGAUAACCUGUCAUUUCUACCCGUGUGUGAUUAUGGCUCUGUCUGUGUGACUGAAAAGGCGUUCAGGGCCGAUAAAAGUAGAUUAAACUGUGUCAGCAGAGGUGCUGAAUGCUUCA